AUGUUCGCCGCACGCAACGUCACCCGCGCUGUUCGCAGCCCCGUCAUGCGCUCUGUCAUGCAGCGCCGUCUCGCCUCGACCGAGAACGCCUUCAUCAAGGAGCGUCAGGCCGUCAAGGAGCACGCUGCUGCCACCACCGAUCUCUGGCGCAAGAUCUCCAUCUACGGCGUCAUCCCUUGCAUCCUACUAGCCGGCAUCAACGCCUACAACCUGUGGAGCGAGCACUGGGAGCACUGGUCGCACAUGCCCGCGUUGGAGGAGCGCGUCGAGUACCCCUACCAGAACAUCCGCUCCAAGAACUUCCCCUGGGGCAACGGCGACAAGACUCUGUUCUGGAACGACAGCGUCAACUACCACAACAAGGACAAGACCACCUAA
Molecule: messenger RNA, 378 nt
Organism: Truncatella angustata
Lineage: Eukaryota; Fungi; Ascomycota; Sordariomycetes; Amphisphaeriales; Sporocadaceae
Product: putative cytochrome c oxidase subunit VIa
Exons: 3
Coding region: 1-378 (125 amino acids)
Biological process (GO): mitochondrial electron transport, cytochrome c to oxygen
Cellular component (GO): mitochondrial inner membrane
Molecular function (GO): enzyme regulator activity
Source: RefSeq, a predicted model, not a curated record